Molecule: messenger RNA, 2169 nt
Organism: Cercospora beticola
Lineage: Eukaryota; Fungi; Ascomycota; Dothideomycetes; Mycosphaerellales; Mycosphaerellaceae
Product: Putative lipase atg15
Biological process (GO): neutral lipid catabolic process; piecemeal microautophagy of the nucleus; multivesicular body membrane disassembly
Cellular component (GO): membrane
Molecular function (GO): glycerophospholipase activity
Source: RefSeq, a predicted model, not a curated record
GCGGGACGUGUAUGUUGUUUGAGGCAACAACAUUGUCCGAUGCGAUGCCACCUACGCUCGUCCUCUCUUGCCGGGAGAUUGUGUCCAACUUCCUUGGCCACCAGCAUGUCUGGCCGUAAUCUGUUUGUUGCCUGCCUGCUGUUGCUUACCGGCUUCGUCCUCCACACAGAUGCGGCGAGACCUAGGCAUUUGAGGAAUCCCGCGCAAGUCGUGCUACCACCGAGCUUGGGUGGCGAUGUCCAAAGCGACGAUGGGACUAGAGAUUUAGGAGAGCAUGUAUUUACUCUCCGCCACAUCUAUCACCACGGCACGCACGAGUACCCAAAACUGCAUCGAUAUAUCGACAUCCAACCCCAGGAACGGCUAAAGGUCACAUACGAUAAUGGCGAGACAAUCGAAGACGCGCCGACCGAGCUGCGAGCACAGGCAGUUUCGACCAGAAUCCAACGACUGGUUGCCAGGAAUAAGACGGACAUCAACGACUUGCUAGCAGAAGCCGAAUGGUAUGGGAGAGCUGCAGAAUUGCCAGCUUCGUCAUGGACAACGGAUGAGAUAUCAGGGCCGAAUGUCAGCGACAAGAGCACUGUCUUGACGUUCGCGAAGAUGGCAGCGAACGCAUACGUCCAGUCGAGAUGGGAUGGAGAAUGGCUGCCAGUUAAGGGAGGCUUCAAUUAUACCGACGAUUUUGGAUGGCAGAAGGAUGGCCUCCGGGGGCACAUCUUUGCUGAUGAGACCAAUUCUACUGUGGUCAUCGGUUUGAAGGGAACUUCCCCUGCAAUCUUCGACGGCGCUGAUACAACGGGCAACGACAAACUCAACGACAAUCUUUUCGGGUCCUGCUGUUGUGCUCAAGGAGGGCAGUAUUUGUGGAAACACGUCUGCGAUUGCAUGACAGGGACGUAUCAGUGCAACUCGACCUGCCUAGUCAAAUCACUCAGACAGAAAGGUCAUUACUACUGGGCUGUGCGAGACCUCUAUCAUAAUGUGACCGAGCGCUACCCAAACUCCGACGUCUGGCUCUCAGGCCAUUCUCUCGGUGGCGUAGUCAGCUCUCUGCUGAGCUUGACAUAUGGGCUUCCGACACUGACAUUUGAGGCGUUCCCAGACGCGAUGGCUGCAUCUCGACUGGGCCUGCCAACGCCUCCGGGAUACCAGAUUGGUUCACAUCAUUCACGGACUGAUGUGCAACUGCACCACUUUGGUCACACCGCGGAUCCGAUCUUUAUGGGAACAUGCAAUGCAGCUUCAUCAUUUUGCACUAUUGCUGGGUAUGCCUUUCAAGGUGUAUGUCACACGGGCAAGACAUGCACAUACGACACAGUUGGAGAUCUUGGAUGGCGAGUCGGUAUUGGAACUCACAAGAUUGUCAACGUGAUCAAAGAUGUGCUGGAGAAGUACGAGACUGUUCCGAAGUGUGAAGCAGAUACCGAAUGUGUGGACUGCUACAACUGGAAGUUUUACGAGAGUAACGGCACGGAGACAACUACGUCAAAGAGCAGCACAUCCAGUACUACACGAACACGCACGGAAACAUGCAAGACACCCGGAUGGUGGGGCUGUCUCGAUGAGAGCACAACCACGACCACGACAACAUCCAGCUCCAGCAUCAGUAGCACAUCGACCUCGACAUGCAAAACCCCGGGCUGGUUUGGCUGCAAGGACGAGACAACAACGACUACCACGAAUACUAUCACGACUACCAGUGCUGCGCCGGGCUCGACAACAGCAGUAAUCACUACAACAUCGACAUCGACAUCCACCUGCCAUACGCCGGGCUGGUUCGGUGGCUGUGACGACCUGCCUGAAUCAACGACAACUUUCGCCGCGCCCAAACCUACAAAAUCAUCUUCCCAUGCGAGCGCGACAACAUCGAAUCCUGACGAUGAUGAUGACGACUGUACAUCAAGAGAAUGGUUUGGCUUGAUUUGCGUCGACCCUUCACCGACGAGCACAAGCGCCACUUCCGCCAAGCCCAGUUCGACUCACCUGCCGACCACGAAGCGAAAACACCACUGCGUGAAAAGGUACUGGUAUGGUACUUGCAAGAAGUGGCGGAAAGAGGAAGAUAUUGAGUACAAGCCAGAUCUGCGAUAGCAUGACCUGACAGGUGAAACUGCAGAGCUUUUCCUGUACUACAUAAACAUCAAAAUAAUGAAUCAUGAAAGAACA